ACCCAGACCCAGAACCACACUCGCAACGGACCGUGCUGGCAUAAAGACGUGAUCACCGGGAAUCAAACAGUAAAUCGGGAACAAAUAUAUUUAUUACGAGUGCGCGAACAGAUCGAUGCGAUCGAAUCCAUAUACCCAACCAACCAACCAUAUACGAGCACAACCAACCCACACACAGAAUAACAGAAUACACUCGGGUCGCGGGUUUUUUUAUUCGAAAAACAAAUCAACUUUUUUAGAAGAUUAAUUCCAAGCAUUGCUUCGAUCUAUGUACACUGGAAGCGCGGUUCAAGAGGUCAGCCCAGACGCCGAACGACUGAGAAGAUAGAAAGAGACAGCACAGAGAGAGGGAGAGAGAGCGAGAGAUCACCCGGCUGUACGGCGGAGUGAAUUUGGAGCCCAAAAUCCCAUCGCAACGCAUCCCAAAAUUCCCGUUACGUGAGGGUGCCCUAAACAGCGUGUGUGUGUGUGCGUGUGUGACCCUGUGCGAGUGUGUGCGUGUGUUUGUGCGCGCAACGGGAAGUCAAUGAAAUUCGAUGCCAGAGUGAGGAUCGAAAAGUGAGGAUCGAAUCGGUUCCACAGAAUAACCGAAAAUCAACACACACAAGAAAAAUCCUGCUGCCGGAAAACUAUGGAAACCCCCGCAUCACGCAUAACACAUCUGUUCGCUUAGAGGCCCAUCAUCGAUCGAGUGGUGUGUUAGUGUUCGUGUCCGUGUCCGUGUGUGUGUGUUUUACCCAGAGCAGACCAGACUUCCCCGAGCUGCCUGCGCCGCCACUGGAACGUACUGAAAACAGUUGAUAAUCCGCCGCCCAACGGCAUGCACCGCCGCAUCCUCGAUCCGAGCAGCAGCAGCAACAGCAGAAAAUAGUGACUUUGUGAACUGUGACACGGUGACACUGUGACUCUGUGACUGUGAAUAAAAAAAGAAUUAAUUAUCAAGCGAAGACCUAGUGAACUCUUCCCCUCGAAAUGACUUCCCUCAUGUACGCCGUUUUCCACAUAGCCUCGCUGCAGUGCUCCGUGCGGCCAGAGAUUUCGCCGUGCACCUGCGAGACCGGCAAGGCCUCCAACUAUGUGGAGCUCUCGUGCGAGAAGCUGGAGUCCUUUAAUGCCAUUGUGGACACGCUGGCCAAUAAGCUGAAUCCCGAUGUGCACACCGAUCUGAAGAUCACCCACUCGCAGCUGGACGAUCUGGAGAUGCGUUCGUUUACGGAUAUGAACUUCAACCUGUACAAGCUGCGCAUGCAAUGGAAUGGCCUAAGAUCGCUGCCCGAGCUGCCGUUCCGUGGGUUAUCGAAUGUCACCUACCUAAGCGUCGGCGACAACGAACUCGACGAGAUCCCGAAGCAUGUCUUGAACCACAUGCCGAGUCUGGCGACCCUGGACAUUGGGCGCUGCAACAUACGAGCGGUGCAGCAGGACGAUCUAAAGGGCAUCCAAGUGGUCACGAAUCUCAUUCUGCCGAGCAACAACAUCACGCGACUGGACAGAGGCGCCUUUCCGCAGAGCUUGCUCAUUCUCCAUCUCGGGCGGAAUCAGAUAGAAUCGCUCAAUGGAUCGCUGCACGAUCUGCACGUGCUGCAGUCGCUCUUCAUCAAUGCGAACAACAUCAGCGAGCUGGAUGGGGAGCUGCCGGAUGGCAGCAGGCUGCGCCUCCUCAUGGCCCACAACAAUCGGCUGGAACGGCUGCCGGCGAACAUGGCUGGGAUGCGGUACCUGCAGACGAUCCACGUGCACUUCAAUCGCCUGCGCUCCUUCGAUCGUGUGCUGCGCAACUCGCAGGACCUCGAGGAACUGCUGGCGGGCAACAACGAGCUGGAGUACCUUUCCCAGGAUGAGUUUCAGGCCUGCGGCCGCCUGGAGGUGCUCCACCUGGCCAGCAAUCACAUUCGCUCGCUGAACUCCUCGCUGCUGCCCAUGGUGAAGCUGAUGAAUGCCAAUUUCUCGUUCAACGACAUGGAGGAGUUCUCCAUGGAGGAGCUGCACGGCCUGCGCCUGCUCAAGGGUCUCGAUCUGUCGCACAAUCGCAUUGCCCGUCUCCUGCCCAGCACCAAGGGCGUGCAGGAGCUGGUGCUGUUCGAGCUGCGACUCGAUCACAAUCAGAUCGUGUCCCUGGAUGGUGCCGUGGCUGGUUUGGGCAAUCUGCGCAUACUCGAUCUGUCCGCCAAUCGGCUGGAGCAUCUCUUGCUCGGCGACUUUGAUGGCAUGCAACGACUGGAGAUUCUCGACAUGACUGGCAAUCAGCUGGUGGAGCUAAAGCCACUCGAAACGACGAUGCUGCCCAAUCUGAAGAUCCUGAAGCUGGCUUUCAACAACAUCACCAAGCUGGAGCGAGACUUCAAUGGGCUGCCGGUGCUGUGCCAGGCCAAUCUGACGAACAAUCAAAUUACGACCAUCUCGAGCGAGCUCGUCACCAAUACGCGCUGCAAGAAUCACAAUGUGCCCGGCAAACUGGAGAUACAUCUGGAUGAUAAUCCGAUCAUGUGUGAUGUGCGCCUCAAUGAGCUGUGCCGCUUGAUGGCCGUGCAGGAUGCGCGUAUACGCGGCCGUUCGCAGUGCUUCGAGAACGAUCAGGAGGUGUGCACCGUGCUGCCGAUGCUCUACAAGAUUGAUCUGCCGCUGCUGAUGACCAACCUGAAGAUCGGCGGGGGUGAGGAUGCCAAGCCCGUGGUGCAGAUGCUCGUGCCGACGCUGCUCAAGACCAACGAGGAGCUGCUGCCGCCGAUUAUAGCCACGCUGGGCCAACCGCUGAUCAAUCCUGUGAUCAUUGGCACCGCUGCGGUGGGUCCACUGCCGCCGCUACUCACCACCAGCACCACAACCACGACAACGACCACGCCUUUGCCUGUGCCGCUGGAGAGUGAACUGCUGGAGAGGAAUGAGACCGCCACAACGACACCAAUGCCGCCCACGACGAGCACCACGACCACCGCAGCGACACCAACGACGCCCAGCAGCCAGUUGGCUGCCACGGAGCUGGUGACGACCACUGCACCCACCACGACAACGACCAGCACGACAACGCCAAAGCCGAACGAGACAUUGCCCAUCAUCCUGGACAUUGAGGAGCCCAAUGUGGUGCCCCAUGCGGAUCCCUUGCCCAUCAAUGACACGGGAAAUGCAGGGGUGGAGUUGCCCAAUGUUCCGAAAGAGGCGGAUGAGGCGGUGCCGCCGCCUGUCGCGGUCGAGGAUCCGCUGCUCGAGCACGACCACGAGCACGAGCGGGAUCUGGAUCACGAGUCGGUGGCCAAGACCGAGUACGAGACGGUGGAGUAUAUUCCCAAUCUGGUGCAGCCGCCGCCCACGCCGCCGCCGAGCAAAACAAAUGUGCUCGAGGAGGACUCCGAUUCGCAGGCGAAUUCCGUGCACGCGGAGUCCGCCCAGAGUCUGCAGGUGCCCGAGGAGCCGCCCGAGGAGUGAAGCGGUGCACCCCCGUGCCCACGUGCUAGGGGACGUAACGAAUAUUUAAAUGUAAAUCGCAGCGCGGGCGGAGGACGAGAUUUGGAUGUGAAUCGUACGAGUAGUAUGUCUUAAGUUAAUUUAGUUUUAUGUUUUAUUUAAGCGAUCGCUAAAAUCGAAAAGAUGCCACGACCGGAACCACACAUAUUGAAUGUUUUCUGUGUUUUGGUUUUGUUUGGAUUCGAAUUCGAGUUCGAGUUCGAGAACAGGCAGAAGAGAAGAAAAGAAGAGUAGGAGGAGGAAGAGUAUCGAUGACCCACGGACAACACGGACUGACAAACGGUACUGUCUUUAUGCUUUAAGCUUAUUUGUUGUGGGCUCAAUUUCUCGUAUGUGUGUGUGUGGGGGAUAGAAAUAGGAAACGAACGAACGAACGGUGAAGCGAACCGGUGAGAGCGUUGCGGAGAGCGUAAACGAACGGGGAAUGUGCAAGGAAGCGCAACAGUUGGCGUUAUGGAAAUAUAUACACAACAUACACAUAAACGAAUAUACAUAUUAAACAUAUUUAAUAACUGUACACACCCCCAUACACGUUCGUUGAAUAUCUAAAAUGUUAGGUACUUAGAUCUUAGAAAACAGAAAGCAACAAAACAAAACAGAACCGGUAAAUGCGACAAAAGUAAGCGCAAAACAUUCACAACACAGCCACACAACUCACACAGACGUAGCAACGCGCUCACACAACACAACAUACACUAUAAAAUAAAAUAUUAAAGAAAUAAAAGCGAAAAACAAAAAAUAUAUUAAAUACAUACACACUAUUUGUUAUCCGUUUCGUUAACAAGAUGAGAAAUUAGAUUUUAGCGUGUAAUUAUAUGAAAAUGAAAAUGGUAUUCUAAAUAAAAAUCGUAAAUAAAAGUCAAAUAUC
This is a messenger RNA of Drosophila subobscura, 4330 nucleotides long. It is a transcript of the gene ltl, whose product is annotated as leucine-rich repeat-containing G-protein coupled receptor 6. Gene Ontology annotation, molecular function: protein binding. Bases 973 to 3423 code for a protein of 816 amino acids. The transcript has 4 exons. NCBI's taxonomy places the organism in Eukaryota, Metazoa, Arthropoda, Insecta, Diptera, Drosophilidae. Gene Ontology annotation, cellular component: extracellular matrix. The record is from RefSeq and is a predicted model, not a curated record.